CCCAAAUCCGUUAGCCUAUGACAUGACUCCUAUCUCUGCUUUGUCAGUUAAAUUAAUUACACCAACCCAAAACGCACCGUUUCAGUGCCACAUCGUUUAAUUAAUCAUCCAGUAGUAGUAGUAGUAGCAAAUCAUAUCCAUCGAAAUUCCAAUGUCAAAAUCCAAACGAUAAAAAGAAGCGCGCGCAUUCUGCAAUUCAUGAAUGAAACCCAAAACGACCGCCGUUUCACUCCCGCCUCAUUUUCACCUCUCAAAAUUUUCCUUCCAAAUUUUCUCCCACCCACGUUCCCUCUCUUUCCCCUUUCCGUUCAACUUAACUUAACCCGCUCCAACCCCAAUUCAAAACCCAAACCAAACCUCAAACCUCAAACCUCACUUCCCCUCAGAGAUUCUUCCGCUCCCAAUCCAAACCCCGAAAUGGGAUCCACCACAUCCCUCAACGACCUCCCUCCGCUCAAGAGACUCAGACUCAUGCAACAACAAGAACACGAUUUCGAGUCUUCACCUUUACCCACCAAAAAACGCAAGGAGUCGCGAACCCAAUCUACACCCUCUCCCACUAGAACCUUCUAUAACCACUCCCUCCCAGCCAAAAAACGCGUGUGGGCCCCGCAGCCCCAAGCCCCGCCCCCAAACGACGCCGUUCCCGCCUUCGACCUAAACGCCGACCCCUCCCCCGACUCCGACUCCGACUCAGACGACGGCGUUUUGUGCUGCGUCUGCCAGAGCACCGACGGCGACCCUGCCGACCCCAUCGUCUUCUGCGACGGCUGCGACCUCAUGGUGCACGCCUCCUGCUACGGCAACCCCCUGGCGCGGUCCAUCCCCGACGGAGACUGGUUCUGCGAACGGUGCCGUUUCGGGGGGAGCCGCGACGACGUCGUGCGGUGCGAGCUCUGUCCCGCGAGGGAGGGGGCGGUGAAGCGGUGCACGCGCGAGGGCGCGUGGGCUCACGUGGUGUGCGCGCUGUUCGUGCCCGAGGUGUUCUUCCGCGACCCCGAGGGGAGGGAGGGGAUCGACUGCUCCAUGGUGCCGGAGAGGAGGUGGGCCCAGAGGUGCUACGUUUGUGGGCUCUGCGACGGGUGUGGGCUUGUCUGCUCCGAGCCCAAGUGUGGGCUGGGCUUUCAUGUCACGUGCGCGCUCAAGGAGGAGCUCUGGAUGGAGUACAGGGAGGGGAAGAAGGGGGACACCGUCGUUGCGGGCUUCUGCAAAACGCACACUCGAAUGUGGGAAAAGCAACAGCAAUCCGGGAAGUACAAAAUUGUAGCCGUUGAAGAUGAAAAGUAGCAAAAUUCUCGAGUGUUUUCUUUUUAAACUCUGUUCGUUUAUCAAUCGUCUUAAGUUAGUUUUGGAGAUCAUUUGAAUCUGGUGUAAUUUUACUCUUCAUAGCUGAUAGCUUUUAUGCUUUGUUUGAGGACUGUGAUAUUUUGUUGCAUUAGAAUUAGAACAAUAACAGUUGGAUUGUGACCAGCUUGAGUUAGUAGAGGUGUAGAAGUAGAAUCAAAAACCAAGUGAAAAAGAAAUGGUGUACACGAUAGUUUUUAAAUUGACUACUACUAAUGUCUAAAUGUUAGUUCUCAAGAUGGAAUAUGAUUGAUGAAACAUGUCUCAACCUCAA
This is a messenger RNA of Cajanus cajan (pigeon pea), 1618 nucleotides long. Its product is annotated as RING/FYVE/PHD zinc finger superfamily protein. Gene Ontology annotation, biological process: regulation of transcription by RNA polymerase II. NCBI's taxonomy places the organism in Eukaryota, Viridiplantae, Streptophyta, Magnoliopsida, Fabales, Fabaceae. The record is from RefSeq and is a predicted model, not a curated record.